Molecule: messenger RNA, 4671 nt
Organism: Haliotis rufescens (red abalone)
Lineage: Eukaryota; Metazoa; Mollusca; Gastropoda; Lepetellida; Haliotidae
Product: neuronal acetylcholine receptor subunit alpha-10-like
Exons: 7
Coding region: 459-2060 (533 amino acids)
Biological process (GO): regulation of membrane potential; chemical synaptic transmission; monoatomic ion transmembrane transport
Cellular component (GO): synapse; neuron projection; postsynaptic membrane
Molecular function (GO): transmembrane signaling receptor activity; acetylcholine-gated monoatomic cation-selective channel activity
Source: RefSeq, a predicted model, not a curated record
AGACUCAAUCCUGUAGUCACUCGGUUUGGCUUGCAAGAGCAGGUAGCACCAUGUGUUAGAAUGCUGAAGAACUGGACACAGAUAAUCAAUGACAAUUCUUGGAUUAUAUUGCUGUGUAGACAAGACGAGCAGAAAUAUUACAAAGCAAAUAUUUGAGUGUGAUUUGUCAAGUUGCAUCUGUUCUGUUAGAAAGCGGGAACCGGUAGAGAGGUGCCUGUCUGUAUGGCUGCUGAUACGUUCUCGUGAAUAAGAAACACGCACAUGGCUUAACUGAUUGUGGACUACCAUUAAGAUUCAUCCCAACUGGAAAUAUCUCAACACUUCAUGUUCUCCAGUACCAGAGCUAAGCGGUUAUCCGAAUCCUUUCUACAUGGACGCAUACCAGAGAUGACAACCAAACACUGAUACACGGAACCUUCCCUUCUUGGCCCGCGCACCCCGAUGGGUGAAGGUACCCUAUGAUGUUUGUGGACAACCUCUGUGUGUGGAUUAGUGUCAUCAGCUCCAUCCUAGUGUGUGGAGUUUCAGGAUGUGGGGGAAAAGGCACCAACAUUGUGGAGAUCAAGCUGGUGGAAGUACAACGGACACCAGAGGAAAUGGCCAACAUCCCCGAUGAACAGAGGCUGAUGAACCACAUUAUGAGGGGCUAUGAGAAGGCAGUGAGGCCGGUCAGGAACGCCACAACGGCAGUCAUUAUUAGAAUGGGAUUAACGCUAACACAAAUAUUUGAUAUGGAUGAGAAGAAUCAGGUUCUCGUUACAAACGUGUGGUUAGAUCAGGAGUGGGUGGACGAAUUCCUCACCUGGAAUCCAAUGAUGUUCAAUAACAUCACUAUGUUGAGGAUACCAUGCCACAAAUUAUGGCUGCCAGAUAUAGUACUUUAUAACAAUGCUGCAGAAUAUACUGACGGACUGAUGCCAGCUAACGCUAUGGUAGCUUCUGACGGUAACGUCUUUUGGCCUGUCCCAACCAAACUACAGAGUUCCUGCAAGGUUGACGUCACCUACUUCCCCUUCGACAUACAGCGAUGUCGUCUUAAGUUCGGCUCUUGGACAUAUGAUGGCUAUCAAGUGGACAUUACAAACCGGACAACAGAGGUAGACCUAAGCAAUUACGUCGUCAACGGAGAAUGGGAACUUAUACGUAUAAAGAUUGUCCGUAACGUUGUGCGAUAUGCUUGCUGCGAUGAGCCUUUUCCUGACGUGACAUUUUACGUCACAAUUCGACGUCGUACGUUGUACUACAUGUACAACGUGGUGUUCCCGUGUGUGAUGAUGUCGGCUCUGACAUUGCUCGUCUUUUGUCUGCCACCAGACUCGGGUGAGAAAAUAGCACUAGGAAUUACUGUGCUCUUGGCUUUCUCAGUCUUCAUGUUAGCCGUCGCUGAAAAUCUUCCUGAAACGUCCGAGUUUGUUCCUCUAAUUAGCAUCUACCUGACGAUAGUCAUGUCGCUAACAUCUGUUUCCGUCAUCAUGACGGUGUUUGUGCUGAACCUCCAUCACCGAGGCCCAGACAAAAGAGCUAUUCCAGGCUGGCUGCGCAAGAUCUUUCUUGGGAGCUAUCGUCAUCCUAGUAUAUUCCUUUCCAACAACGACAGGUGCUUUCUUAACCAUUGCUCGUCCAAUGAAGGGAAUUUCAUGAGAAACUUGUCUCUGAAACUAACCUUGGAAAACAUUGCCCAGGAGCUGAAAGAUGAACUCAGUUUAGACAAUGGUGUGGGCGAGCCGCUGUCAAAUGACACUCAUAGUCAGAAUACCUCCCAGGACAGAAGGGAUAGGGCGUACCCUACAUUGUCAGGUGUAUCGGGUGAACAUAGUCAUGGACAUUCAAAGCAGUCCAACUCCAGAGGAAAGUUUACCAAGUCUUACGAGGACAUUUUGUUUUCUUUAACUCGUAUUCUGGACAAGCAUGAGAAAGAGGAAAAAGAUUAUGAGGUGAUGCAGGACUGGCGUCGACUGGCGCAGACUGUUGACAGAAUUCUUUUCUGUAUAUUCCUUGCUGGAACUGUAAUUUCAACCUUAGCUAUCCUUGUUAUUGCACCGGCUACACAACCUGUGUAACAGAAAUCUCAUUACCAAUUUCUGUGUUUUACUGUAACGCUUUUAAAAGAGACCUGUUAUACAGAAUUCAUUAACUUCACGAACGGGCGUAACAUCUCAUAUUUCAUAGCGAAUACUAGUAUUCAUUCUUUUACCUUUUCCUAAUUUUGGGGGAUAUAUGUCUACCACUUUCUAAACGAAUGGUGUACUGUAGUAUUUGAAAUUGUCGCUGCGUUCAAGAAGUGUUUAACCAACAACACUUAGUUCAAACAAGAAACUAUUCUUCUUAGUGGUGUGUCUCUGAUGAUUUCUGUCUCCAGCUGUUUAAACGGUUUAUCUUUUGUGGGUGGUUUUAAUUUAUUCUGAUUGACUGCAUGUUUUCGUUUAUUACAUGAUCAUCAAACCACACAUUUUUACUGUGACACGGCAUUUAUCUUUAUGUGACAAUCCAAUUUCAAGUUUUACAAACAUUUUUUUGAAAAUGUCAACAGUUAUAUAUUUGCUCAGCUUAGUCUCUCUCAGUCACUGGGGACAACGAUAAUCAUUUCUCGUGCAUCUUCCAUCGUGCCGGAGCUACAACUACAGGGAUGUUUGUUUCAAAGAGGCGUCAUGCGUCUCUUGCUCAAAUUAUCAGGGUUACAGAAUUCACGACCUUAGUAAAACUUUCUAAUUUAUUCAUGUAGACACAAGGAGGGAAUUUCCAAAAUUAACGCAGCAGUUACCGAAAUAAUGUCCGAUUCAAUUUUCUAAGUUUGGCUUUCCCUAUGUUCCCGUGGUUGUUCAGAUGAACACUUGACUUGCCUUUGCGUGUGUUUGAGACGGGUGCCUCAGCUCUAAAAGGGUACACUCGCCUUGUAUCAUCCCUAUUUUAUGGUAAUUCAUAAACGUAUACUCAUGAUAUUGUCGGAUCGCGCAAUGGACACUGCUUUUGGCAAAUAUUUCUUAUGAUUAUGGAAAGGAUUUUAUUGCUUUUAUUUCCAUAUCACUGGACGAUAUACAGUUGUCUCGAAUGUGUGUUAUAAGCGCUUCAGUGAACGUUGCCCUUUUGAAAAUCAAGUAUCUAAUCAUGUCCUUCCAGACAGACGGGUUUAUCUACAGAAUGUCACAAGUUUUGUGUGAAAGGAUAUAGUGUUGUCAUUAUAAUACUAUUGUAUUUAUUUUUCUUUGUGCUUUGUAAUUGAAUGCAUGAAUUAUACUCAUUAUAAAUGUUCUGAGGAGGGAGUAGCUACAUGUAGAUAUUAAAGAUAUAUACACCAAGCUUAGACAUAAUAUAUUCCACGUGUCAGAAAUUCAGCAGAAGUUGAUUAUUGAUUUCAAUUUGAAGACAAAUAUCACAUAAGGUGUUUAUGGAAUUUGGAACAAACAAUGUAUUAGUGCUCGGUUGUUUAUUUAUAUCAUAAACAAAAUUAUCAUUGCGAUCAGAUUUUACCUGGUCAAAUCAUUUCAACAUGUCCCACCGAAGGACAUCUCCAGGAGUCAAAGUUUCCAGGACAAUUCUGAUUAUACGUUGUAUGUAAUAUCGAUACGGAUAAUUUCAAACCCAGCUUAAGUGCGAAAGUUUCGUAAUUGUAUUUCGAUUUAGGCUUGGUGCAUAUACUUAUAAAGAUGCUGAACAGCUGUGUUUAGUUCAUGUUAUUCUGCCCUCAUGCAGCUAUGUAUAAGCUUGAAUGUUACUGUAUUAUAUAGAUUAUAUUGUUCUCUGUUAUGAACAAAUACACUGUUAUCGAUAUCAUGGUCAAACAAUGAGAAUGUUUCAAUGUUGGUUUCAUGUCAACGACAUAGUCAGUAGCAAGAUUAAGUAUCAAGAGGUGUGGAAACGUACCAUGCUUCAUAAUUUGCUUUCACUUAAAUUGGUCGUAGAAUAAGCCUGCAUAGAACCAUAUGACGAAACUACUCUCACAAGUUAGAGAACAUCCUAUUCUUUCAUAUUUCUAUAGUAAUAGUUGUUCAUGGCAUGACUGAUUAUCUCUAGUAAUAUGUCAUGGUAUGACAGAUUAACUUUAGUUAUAUGAAAGAAUCAGGUGAUCCUUAACUUUUUUUUGUAGUAUAUGUAAGGAAAUUGUUGUUUGCAAAGCAAGACUUAGGUAUAGUUACUAUGAGUGCAGUUUUGUAAGUACGUUAUAUAGCAUAUACUAAAUUAUGUAUAAUCACAACAAAUGCUGACACGCAUGUAUUUUUUUACAAAUAGUAAUUAUACAACGCUUUCUUCACUACCUAAAGCAUUUAUACUAAAACUGCCAAUUGUGAGCCAUCCCUGCUGUCAGUUUUCAAGCUGGUGCUGGUAGUAUACAGCGGGCAGUGGUAUGCCUGGAUCGUUUUCUACACCCUCCCGUUGCCACGAACAAUUUUCUGUUUUACGUUAUAACAUCAUAUAGGUACAAAAAAACUCAGAUAUUGUAAAAGGUCCAAGCAAGGGACCGUCCAUUUUUAUAUUAUAUUAUGAAUAUGAUUUGGCUUACCAAAAAAACAAAAUAUGCUGCAGACUAUUUUACAUUGUCUGACACUAAAACACAUUGUUGCAAGGCGUUCUCUUUUUUAUAAUAGUAAAUAGUAUUCUUUAAUAAUGGAAUUAUUAUAUAUAUAUUAUUAUGUAUAUGGUUUUGCAACUGCAGCUGACAAAAAAUCGAGCCUC